This is a messenger RNA of Columba livia (rock pigeon), 10454 nucleotides long. RefSeq names its product kinesin family member 1B (gene KIF1B). The coding region runs from base 438 to 5888 and encodes 1816 amino acids. The transcript is spliced from 49 exons. Gene Ontology annotation, molecular function: microtubule binding; microtubule motor activity; ATP binding. NCBI's taxonomy places the organism in Eukaryota, Metazoa, Chordata, Aves, Columbiformes, Columbidae. The record is from RefSeq and is a predicted model, not a curated record. Gene Ontology annotation, biological process: microtubule-based movement.
GGCGGGCUCGGAGCUGCGGGAUCCUGUCAGUGUGGGAGCGGCGCUGUGGCGAGCGCAUCUUUGCGUUCGUUCUUCCCGGCGCGGCCUUUCUCUUUCUUCCCUCCCCCUUUCUCCCCUCCCUCCUUCCCUCCCUCGCCCUUCCCGCUUCCUUCCUGCUCCCUUCCUGGCGGCGGGGGCGGGGGGGGUGUCUCCCAGCCUCGGUGGAGGCGGCGAAGCGUGAUGGCGACGGCCGGGCUCUUCUGUUUUCUCCGCCCCGCGCUGCGCUGUUUCUCCGGCCCCGCCGCCUUCCCUAGCUGCUGACAACGCCGGCGGCCCCGCACUACGCGCGUUCUGCGGACCCCCCCGCCCAGCCCCAGAAAACACCAACAAGAAGGAUAACUUGAAACACGCUUCACCCCUUCACUUUCAAUUUCUUGACUGCACUACAAGCAACCAGAAUGUCGGGGGCUUCAGUGAAGGUGGCUGUUCGGGUCCGGCCCUUCAAUUCCCGAGAAACCAGCAAAGAAUCCAAAUGUAUCAUCCAGAUGCAAGGCAAUUCAACGAGUAUUAUCAACCCAAAGAAUCCUAAGGAAGCACCAAAGUCCUUCAGCUUUGACUACUCUUAUUGGUCCCACACAUCGCCCGAAGAUCCCUGCUUUGCAUCUCAGAGCCGUGUGUACAAUGACAUUGGGAAGGAGAUGUUGCUGCAUGCCUUUGAGGGCUACAAUGUCUGCAUUUUUGCCUAUGGACAGACUGGAGCUGGGAAAUCCUACACAAUGAUGGGCAAGCAGGAGGAGAGCCAAGCAGGAAUAAUCCCCCAGCUAUGCGAAGAACUGUUUGAGAAAAUCAAUGACAACAGUAAUGAAGAAAUGUCCUAUUCAGUAGAGGUGAGUUACAUGGAGAUUUACUGUGAGAGAGUCAGAGACCUGUUGAACCCGAAGAACAAAGGGAAUCUGCGAGUGCGAGAACAUCCUCUGCUUGGACCAUAUGUGGAAGAUCUGUCCAAGUUAGCAGUCACGUCUUAUACAGACAUUGCAGACCUCAUGGAUGCUGGGAACAAAGCCAGGACUGUGGCAGCUACCAACAUGAAUGAAACCAGCAGCCGCUCUCAUGCCGUGUUUACAAUUGUCUUUACUCAGAAGAAACAUGACACAGAAACUGAUCUUUGCACAGAGAAGGUCAGCAAGAUUAGCCUUGUGGAUCUAGCGGGGAGUGAGCGGGCUGAUUCAACUGGUGCCAAAGGAACCCGAUUAAAGGAAGGAGCAAAUAUAAACAAGUCUCUCACAACUCUGGGCAAAGUUAUUUCAGCGUUGGCUGAAGUGGAUAACUGCACCAACAAGAGCAAAAAGAAGAAGAAGACGGACUUUAUACCAUACCGGGAUUCUGUGCUAACAUGGCUUCUUCGAGAAAAUCUAGGUGGUAACUCCAGAACUGCGAUGGUUGCUGCUUUGAGUCCGGCAGACAUUAACUACGAUGAAACUUUGAGCACUUUAAGAUAUGCUGAUCGUGCAAAACAGAUUAAAUGCAAUGCUGUUAUCAAUGAAGAUCCCAAUGCCAAGCUGGUGCGUGAGCUGAAGGAGGAGGUGACGAGGCUUAAGGAUCUCCUGCGUGCCCAAGGGCUGGGAGAUAUUAUUGACAUUGAUCCAAUGGGAGAUGAAUACUCUGGAAGUGGAGGCAAAUAUUUGAAAGAUUUUCAGAACAAUAAACAUAGAUACUUGCUAGCCUCCGAGAAUCAACGUCCUGGCAAUUUUUCCACAGCCUCCAUGGGGUCCCUCACUGCAUCUCCAUCCUCCUGCUCUCUCAGUAGUCAGGUGGGCUUAACAUCUGUGUCCAGUAUACAGGAAAGAAUCAUGUCCACACCUGGAGGAGAAGAGGCGAUUGAACGUUUGAAGGAAUCUGAGAAGAUCAUUGCAGAGCUGAACGAAACGUGGGAAGAGAAGCUGAGGAAAACAGAAGCCAUUAGGAUGGAAAGGGAGGCGUUGUUAGCAGAAAUGGGAGUUGCCAUUCGUGAAGAUGGAGGAACACUGGGAGUCUUCUCACCUAAAAAGACUCCUCAUCUUGUAAACCUUAAUGAGGAUCCACUCAUGUCUGAAUGUCUGCUUUACUACAUCAAAGAUGGUAUUACUAGGGUUGGCCAAGCUGAUGCUGAGCGAAGGCAAGACAUUGUACUGAGCGGGGCUCAUAUCAAAGAAGAACACUGUAUCUUCCGAAGUGAGAGGAACAACAAUGGUGAAGUUAUUGUUACUUUGGAGCCUUGUGAACGAUCAGAAACCUACGUUAAUGGCAAGAGGGUUGUACAGCCUGUGCAGCUGCGCUCAGGGAAUCGUAUCAUCAUGGGUAAAAAUCAUGUCUUCAGAUUCAACCAUCCAGAGCAAGCGCGUGCAGAAAGAGAGAAAACACCGUCGGCUGAGACUCCCUCUGAGCCAGUUGACUGGACUUUUGCUCAGAGGGAGCUUCUGGAGAAGCAAGGCAUUGACAUGAAGCAAGAGAUGGAGAAAAGAUUACAAGAAAUGGAGAUCUUGUACAAGAAGGAGAAGGAGGAAGCUGAUCUCUUGUUGGAGCAGCAAAGGCUGGACUAUGAGAGUAAACUGCAGGCCUUACAGAAGCAGGUAGAGACACGAUCCUUGGCAGCUGAAACAACCGAGGAGGAAGAGGAAGAAGAAGAAGAAGUGCCCUGGACACGACAUGAGUACGAACUCGCGCAGUGGGCUUUCAGGAAGUGGAAAUGUCACCAGUUUACUUCCCUGAGGGACCAGCUCUGGGGAAACGCAGUGUAUCUGAAAGAGGCCAACGCAAUCAGUGUAGAGUUAAAGAAAAAGGUGCAGUUUCAGUUUGUCCUGCUGACAGACACCCUCUACUCACCGCUGCCACCAGAGCUGUUGCCCCCUGAGCUGGAGAAGACCCGGGACAACAGACCUUUCCCCCGCACAGUGGUAGCUGUGGAGGUCCAGGAUCUGAAGAACGGAGCAACGCAUUACUGGUCCCUAGAAAAACUCAAGCAGAGGUUGGACCUGAUGCGCGAGAUGUACGACAGGGCUGGGGAAAUGGCGUCGAAUGCGCAGGAUGACGGUGAAAGCACAAUGACGGGCAGCGACCCUUUUUACGAUCGGUUUCAUUGGUUUAAGCUGGUUGGAAGCUCCCCCAUAUUCCACGGCUGCGUGAACGAGCGCCUUGCCGAUCGCACGCCCUCCCCCACUUUCUCCACGGCCGACUCCGACAUCACUGAACUGGCUGACGAGCAGCAGGAUGAGAUGGAGGACUUUGAUGAUGAGGCCUUUGUGGAUGAUACCGGCUCCGACGCUGGAACCGAGGAGGGAUCAGACCUCUUCAAUGAUGGGCGCGACCCGUUUUACGACCGAUCCCCUUGGUUCAUUUUAGUGGGAAGAGCGUUCGUCUACCUGAGCAACCUGCUGUACCCGGUGCCUCUGAUUCACAGAGUAGCUGUUGUUAGCGAGAAAGGAGAAGUCCGAGGAUUUCUGCGAGUAGCAGUGCAAGCUAUAGCAGCUGAUGAAGAAGCCCCAGAUUAUGGAUCUGGUAUUCGACAGUCUGGCACAGCUAAAAUUUCAUUCGACAAUGAGUAUUUUGAUAAGAGUGAUUUUUCUUCGGUUGCAAUGACUCGCUCUGGACUGUCACUGGAAGAAUUAAGAAUUGUGGAAGGACAAGGACAGAAUUCAGAUGUUACCACUCCCCCAGAGGAGAUCAACAGAAUGAAUGAGCUGGACUUGAAGUCAGCCACUUUGGAUGGAAAGAUGACUAUGGAGGGAUUCACUGAGGAAAUCGGUGACCACUUGAAACUGGGCAGUGUGUUCACCUUCCGUGUGACCGUGCUCCAGGCCAGCGGCAUCCUCCCUGAAUACGCAGACAUUUUCUGCCAGUUCAACUUUUUACAUCGGCAUGAUGAAGCUUUCUCAACAGAACCUCUCAAAAACAAUGGUCGAGGGACUCCCCUUGGGUUUUAUCAUGUUCAGAAUAUUGCUGUGGAAGUGACGGAAUCGUUUGUGGAGUACAUCAAAACAAAGCCUAUCGUGUUUGAAGUCUUUGGCCAUUAUCAGCAGCAUCCUCUCCAUCUGCAGGGACAGGAUCUCAACAGCCCUCCACAGCCUUCCCGAAGAUUCUUUCCUCCCCCUAUGCCGCUCUCAAAGCCAGUGCCAGCUACAAAGCUAAAUACUAUGAGCAAACCCAGCUUGGGCCAGAGUGUGAGCAAAUACGACCUCCUCGUGUGGUUUGAGAUCAGCGAGUUGGAGCCAACAGGGGAGUACAUUCCUGCCAUUGUGGACCACACGGGAGGUCUGCCCUGCCAGGGGACGUUCCUGCUUCACCAGGGAAUCCAGCGUAGAAUCACAGUCACUAUUAUCCAUGAGAAGGGCAGUGAGUUGCACUGGAAAGACGUGCGAGAACUGGUUGUAGGGCGUAUAAGAAAUAAAGCAGAGGUAGAUGAAGCUGCUGUGGAUGCUAUUCUAUCUUUGAAUAUUAUCUCUGCAAAAUACCUGAAAUCCUCUCACAGCUCCAAUAGGACUUUCUAUCGGUUUGAAGCAGUUUGGGAUAGCUCCUUGCAUAACUCCCUUCUCCUCAAUCGAGUGACACCAUAUGGAGAGAAGAUCUAUAUGACCCUUUCUGCUUACCUGGAGCUUGACCACUGCAUCCAGCCUGCUGUUAUAACAAAGGAUGUUUGUAUGGUCUUUUACUCACGGGAUGCCAAGAUCUCCCCGCCGCGAUCACUGCGCAGUCUCUUUGGCAGCGGCUACUCCAAAUCUCCAGACUCCAAUCGAGUAACUGGGAUCUACGAACUAAGUUUAUGCAAAAUGUCAGACACGGGAAGUCCAGGAAUGCAGAGGAGGAGGAGGAAAGUCCUGGAUACAUCUGUGGCCUAUGUGCGAGGAGAGGAGAACCUGGCAGGCUGGAGGCCCAGGGGCGACAGCCUCAUUCUAGAGCAUCAGUGGGAGCUGGAGAAACUGGAGCUGCUGCAUGAGGUGGAAAAAACACGACAUUUCCUCCUGCUUCGUGAAAAGCUUGGUGACAGCGUCCCCAAGUCCCUGAGUGACUCGUUGUCUCCCAGUCUGAGCAGCGGAACCCUCAGUACCUCCACCAGCAUCUCCUCACAGAUUUCGACUACAACAUUUGAGAGCGCUGUGACGCCCAGCGAGAGCAGCGGCUACGACUCGGCCGAUAUAGAGAGCCUGGUGGAUCGGGAGAAGGAGCUGGCCACCAAGUGUCUGCAACUUCUUACUCACACUUUCAAUCGGGAAUUCAACCAGGUGUACAACAGCAUCAGCGAUUGUAAGCUGUCGGAUAUUUCUCCCAUUGGGCGGGACCCAUCAGUGUCCAGUUUCAGCAGUGCCACCCUCACACCUUCAUCUACCUGCCCUUCUCUGGUGGAUUCAAGAUGCAAUUCAGUUGAUCAGAAGACACCAGAGGCAAAUUCUCGUGCCUCCAGUCCCUGUCACGAGGUGGAACAGUUCCAGCUAAUUCCUGCAGUGGAAACUUCCUACCUUGCUAGAGCUGGAAAGAAUGAAUUCUUAAACCUCGUUCCUGAUAUUGAGGAAAUCAGACCAGGCUCUGUGGUCUCAAAGAAAGGAUACCUCCACUUCAAGGAGCCUCUCUCCAGCUCCUGGGCCAAACACUUUGUGGUGGUUCGCCGUCCCUAUGUUUUUAUUUACAACAGUGACAAAGAUCCUGUUGAAAGAGGACUCAUCAACUUAUCCACAGCUCAGGUGGAAUACAGUGAGGAUCAACAGGCGAUGGUAAAGACGCCAAACACGUUUGGUGUGUGCACAAAGCAUCGUGGGGUCCUGCUCCAGGCCAUCAACGACAAAGACAUGAACGACUGGUUAUACGCCUUCAACCCGCUCCUGGCCGGCACGAUACGGUCAAAACUGGCUCGAAGACGCACGGGCCAGCUGAAGUACUGAGUCCAUGUAAUGUUCUCAUCUGUUCUCCCUAACUCACCUGAUGAAGUGUUACCUCUCAUUUUCUCUUUGUGAUUCUUGACAGUUUCUCUUGUAUGUAAUCCUGUGGCUUAACAUCCCCUCCAUUCAGCACAUUUUCUAGGUAUUCUAACCCCACCUUGUUUCUUUUCACUUGUGCUGAGAAUCCUACUAGUAGCAUGUGACCAAACGAAAAGAGAAAAAAAGAAAAAAAAAAGGAAAAAAAAGAAAAAUCAAAAAAAGGAGUGAUUAUGCACGACUCUAAAAAGAAAAAAAAAGUUAUUUAUUUUUUUCUUAUAACAAUUGUUUUCCCAUUCCAACUGACCUUUUGGUAUCUGUCCCACUGUCCAUUGUUGUCUGUCUAGACUGCUGCAGGUUUCUCAUUCGGUUUGUGACUUGGCAGUAGUCAUUGGUUCCCUCAGGGCAAAGUUCUAAUGCCAGGGAAAGAGAAAUUCUUCUACGCAGACGUUACCCAGCCAGGAAUUGCAAUAGCUCCUCAGGCUUUCUGGAUCCAGCACUAAUUUAAACUCUGUUGAAAGCUGACAUUGGACAAAUCUAUCUGGGCAGACUGGAUUUUGGACUUGGUGCAAGUUCUUGAGUUUCCAGGGUCCAAGAGGCAUAAGCUGGAAAAGACAGGGAACAAAGCAAGAGGGCCUGGCUGCAAUGAUCUGCCCUUGAACUCUUGCUGUGGGUUGCAGGUGAACAGCGCUUGGCUUUAACUCUUUCCGAAAACGUUAACACUCGCUCCUCUGAACUGGGCUGAGGAGAUGGAACUGAUGUGAACAAAAAUAAACCAUGUCACUGAAUCUUAGAUAUAGUACCUAAAGUUUCAGAUGCUCAGCCUCCUGUUUGACAGAUGGAGAGUGUUACUGGAAAGCAGAGCAGUGUGCUGGUUCCCGGGAGCUCUCAGGAGGGCAGCACCUCUGCUGCUGGGCCUGACUCCUCAGUUCCUGGAGCAACAGUUCUCACCUCUUGGAAGAUAUUUAUGGUUGUCAUCAGUGUGUUGGGACAGACUACGGCAUCAUUCUGAAAGGCUUCCCUUGUCCGUAAUACCCCGGUGACAUCCCAGCUGCUCAUGGGGAAAGCAUCCUCUGUCUACAAAAUACUUUCUAGACCCAGCACUUGCAGUAUUCUCCAGAGAACAGCAGGACACUUUCACUUCCUUUUGGAAUAACUGUUGAAUGUCUCCUAAUUUCCCUGCUACAAUUUUCAUCAGCUAAAACCCCCUAGUUUUUAACUUCCGAAUUAAUCCUUCCUGGAGGAUGAAUCAAGCAGACUCUGGUCCUGGUCAGUGGGUGUAGUGAUUGGCUUCUUGGAGAUCAGCUGGGUGGUGGUUGUUCUUGACCUACAGUGUAAGUUCUGGUGGCCCAAGUUUUGGUCCUUGCCUCAAGAAAGGAAAGCAGAAUGAACUUCCUUUCUGAGAGGUGAAGUCAUCUUCCUUAGUUGGGUUUUCAGGGAGUUUGGACUUGUGUUUGUUUCCUUUUACUGUGUGUCAGACGCCGUUCUAUAUUUUCUUGACUUCCCUUGGGCACUGGCAGGGCCGGCUGUGAUCCUGGGGAACGUACAGGAAUUUCAUCCUCUCAAGGGAGAGGGGUAAGGGUUUUGUUCCACUGUUACACAUCUAGGGAAGCUCCAGCUCGAGAAGGUCCUUUUGAUUGAGCUCGCUCAUCAGCAGGUCAUGCCAUGCAUUGGAAAUUCUGUGGCCAAAAGCGUACGUGGGACUGGCAGCAGCUGAGCAAUUUAGCGUUAUGGGGUUUUCAUUCCUCAGUGAAGUGCAAUGCAUAAGGAGACCUCCUAAAAGCGUGGCUGGCAAAGGAGCGGGGAGAUAGAGUCUGACACUUGCCACGACCUCUCUUUAUAUAUUUCAAGACAGUACUCAAGCUAAAUCAUUAUCUCGUAUGGUCCUCAGAUUUAUUUCAGAACUGGAAGCCAGAGUGAGGGGGCAUCCUGGGGACCCAGGAGCAUAAUAGGGAUGAUUAUUAUUCUCUUUACUUUUAGUUUUGUCGUCUUUAAUUGUGUGUGACUCUAAAUACAGCGACAAUAUUCCUUUGUUACGCAAUGGAUGAUAAAGCACUUGCAGUGUGUGGAUCAGACAGGCUGCUCGUGCUGCCAGAGGGCUCCUCAAGCUGGUGCUAAGCCAGGCUCAAGAAUUAGGUUCAUUUUAAGCAGUAAGUUCUUGUUGCCAUCACCACCGUUUAUGAGAGCAGAACCAGCUUGAGGAGGUGUAGCAAUGCAGGUGGUGGUACUUUGUGACACACUGACAGCAUUUUAUUUUCUAUCAUUUUCUUUUUUUAACUAGAAGAAAACUAGUUUGCUAAGUCUUUGCUUUGGAUAAGCCAGAAAAUGAACUAAGGGGAUGUAGGCUUUGCAUAGGAACAUGAUUAAGGGAUCUUCCUUUAAAAGCAGGAAGAGACAGGCUUAUUUUACACAGAGCUGGAAGCAUUACAGCUCUGUUGCAUAAAUGUUACUCUUUUAUCUAAAGACUCCAAGCAGCUUCUGGUGACUUGAUGUCUACGUGGAUAACAGAUCAUCAGAAGAGCAAAAUUCUAUUUUUAAGCAUCAGUAUCUCUUAAAGCUGCAUAAUCCGUGACAAAAUAGAUCCUUGUGUGGAGUUCAAAUGGGCAUUACUAUUUUCAGGUGUGACAAAGUCAUAAAAGUUACAGUUUUUCAACUAUUAUUGAAGCCUACUUUGAGACAUCAGUUUCUCUACUUAAAACUGGACUGAAAUCAAGUUUUCUUUAAAAGGAUGGAAAGGAAGAAAAAGAAGGAUUUCCGUUCACUCUAAAGCUUUUUUGAUCUAGCCCGACAUGUUAGAAAUUCCUUUUUAAAAACGGAACAAGAAGGGGAAGUGUGCCGAGCUGCCUUGUCCUGAGGCUGAUGAACUUGGUUCGUGCCGUGUGCGGGGUCCUGGGGUCGGGCAGCUCUGGGGACGCGGCACGGGACACGGGGCGUCCUGCCGUGGGUCUGCCAGCCCACUGAGCAGAACCACUCGUGGUGAACCCGGCAGGCGCUCCUGGCAGAGAGCGGCCGGGAAUCUGCGCUGUGGUUUGAGUUUUUACAUUCCCCACUAAAAGCAAGGAGAAAAUUAUCGCUUCUGUCCAUCGAAACUCACGUCGUUGGUAUUGGAGCCUUGUGGAUAUUUUAAAGCUAAACUAAACCUCCUAUACUGUAUUUUAAAAAUGCACUUUAAGUACCUUUUUAAAGAAGAUUCCUCUAUUCCGGGAUGCAGAAGGGAAGGGAAUAUUAUUUCCAGACCACUGAGAAAGGAUUUUUCUUUUUUUUGGUCAGUGUCUGAUAUUCCUUAUAACCGAUAAGCAAGGUAUUUCAAAGCAAAGACUUUCUGCUGCUUGUUAUCUAAUUUACAGGGAUUUCAUUUUAUGUAAUGUAUUGUAUAUUUAUACAUCUGUAAUUAAUUGCACAUUAGAUAAGAAAGGAUUAGCUUUGGUAUAACACCCAUUGGUACUAUACAAUCAACUAACACUGCCUAUGCAUCUGCAUCUUUCUGGUUCUCUUGCACAACCUUAGUUCGUGGUAGUUUCUACUGUGGUGGGUGUUUCUGUUGCAGAUGCAGCUGUUAACCUGCUGCUCAGAGGAAGGAUUCUAACGCUGCUCUGGAACGGUUUGCUGAAUGUACUUUAAAAUGGGUCUCUAACGUGUGUGUCGCAUCUCUCCGUUGUGGUUAAUAACCCCGAUGUGUGGUCUGAACUGUACUGUAUGUAGCAGGAAUGUAUUAAUUUUGUACUUCUUGUUUAAAAACAUCAGCCGUUCGAGGACAGGAUUGACUCUUUUUUUGUUGUUCAGAAGGCCAUUUAUGCGUUCUAAGUAUUUGAAAUCAAAACUCGUCCAACACUAACCAGAUGGUUGUGUCCAACGUUAUUUGUAACAGUCUUUAAAUUAACAGGACCGGCUGUGUAUUCAGAAAACUGAGGGUACGGAGGUCGUAAGUCUUGAAUUCUGAUUGUUGCCAAGUGAAUGCUGAUCCUGAGCAGCACUGACCUGCCUCUUGCUUGCCUUGAAUGCAGGGACCGGGAGCAGAGGGAGCAUCGAACCAUCAGCACUUCCCAGGAUCAGUUCUUAAUUUUCCACUCUGCUUGUUCAUACUUCAUGUGCAGUUGAUCGAGGUUCUUGAAUUUGGACAUUACACAUGCUGUUGCACUGAAAUACGUUAUUAUUUUUUUUAAUUGCGGUCCCCAUUUCCCUGUUCAAUCUCUGUACACAAGGUAUACAAGGUAUAUGCAGUAUAAGUGGCCUUCUUGAACAAAUCUCUUUGCAAACUGAUUUCAUCCCAGCGAAGGAGUGUAUCAGCAACACUGUACAUUAAUUUCAGGUUUUCAUUUUCUUAUUUUAUUUUGUAAAUAUAUCCGAUAUUUGAAGCUUGAGUAUACAAAAUGUAAAUAUAGUUCAUGUAUUUGUACUAAUUCUGAUCCAUUUGCUGUAUAGCCUUAGGUGUGCAAUGCAGAUAUCUAACUGUGUAUGGUAACCUUGCACCACUGAAUUGUUAGUGAACGAGGUGAAACAAUAAAGGUACAACCAGUGCAUUAGCAGAUAUAA